Molecule: messenger RNA, 606 nt
Organism: Rotaria sp. Silwood2
Lineage: Eukaryota; Metazoa; Rotifera; Eurotatoria; Philodinida; Philodinidae
Source: the annotation of a GenBank genome assembly
AUGUAUCUUUUGAAUGGUACCAAAAAAGCUUUAGUAUUCGUGGCUAAUGGUUCAGAAGAUACUGAAGUAGUGGCUACGGUCGAUGUAUUACGACGAGGUGGUAUUGAUGUAAAAUUAUGUAGUGUUGAAAAGAACGUUAAAAACCCAAUAAUAUGUGCUAAUAAUAUUCAACUAGUACCUGAUUUACAUAUAGACGAUGUUCAAGGACAACAAUUUGAUGCUGUUAUCAUACCUGGAGGUAGUAAAGGUACAGAACAGAUAGCAUCAUGCAAAAAAGCCGGUGCUCUUCUUGUUGAUCAUUAUAAAACAAAUAAAUUGGUUGCAGCUAUCUGUGCUGGUCCUAUAGCAUUAAGUACACAUUUAUAUGAUGCCGAUGAAAAUGCACGUAAACAUGAUAUAACAUGUUAUCCUGAAACAGCUAAUACACUUAAAAAUAAAUUUAAAUCAGUUACAUUCGAUAGACCUGUUGUUUAUAGUGAAAUUAAUAAUCAUCAUUUAAUCACUAGUCAAGGACCAGCAACAGCAAUUGAAUUUGCUUUAAAAAUAUUGUGUCAUUUAACUGAUGAAAUCAAAGCUGAAGAAAUACGUAAAAAAUUACUUGCUUAA